AUGGAUAUGGGAGUCACCCAACGGUACGCCUCAUGCGGGCGACCACAUUUAGCCGCAGGUGAUGCUUGCUGGACAUCUCAGUGCCGAAAGCUGGAAAAGAAGAUCUGUCACCGAGUUGGAGGAAGGAGAAAAGUUGUAUGUGACCACGUCAGAAUGGAGGAUUUCCUGACCACUUGUGGACAGAGGUACGAAGGAUCUGCUACAGGGGAGGAGAACACUGAGGCUGGAGCCGACUGCAUCACAUCUCGAGCGACUGGUAGCCAAUAUCAGUUGCAGAAAGUUUUGCAAGAAGAUCUCCGAAAGUAUAGGCAAUCUAUACUUUUGGAAGCAGCACAAGGAAGGAGAAGGGAGGAGAGCACUGAGGCUGGAGCCGACUGCAUCACAUCUCGAGCGACUGGUAGCCAAUAUCAGUUGCAGAAAGCUUUGCAAGAAGAUCUCCGAAAGUAUAGGCAAUCUAUACUUUUGGAAGCAGCACAAGGAAGGAGAAGUCUAAAAAUGCGGCGCAGGGACCUUCCGGCUACCAUGUUCCGCUGA
Strongylus vulgaris is the source of this 534-nucleotide messenger RNA. Lineage: Eukaryota; Metazoa; Nematoda; Chromadorea; Rhabditida; Strongylidae. The record is from the annotation of a GenBank genome assembly.